AUGGAAUCUCCCAAGACAGCAAUUGUUACAGGCGGUGCCGAUGGUUUUGGGGCAGCUAUCGUGGAUAGGUUCAGCCAAGAAGGCUGGAAAGUCAUCAUUUUGGACCUAAAUAAAUCUGCGGGUGAGGCGAAGGCUCGCGACGAUCCCAACCUACAGUUUGUCUUCGGCGAUGUAUCAAAGCAAGAGACAUGGGAGACAGUAUUGGAUACCAUUCGAAAAGACUAUGGAAGGGUGGAUGUUAUUGUGAAUAACGCAGGAAUCACCCAUGAUCCGUCCCCACUGCACACCAAGUCCAUCGAAGAAUAUGAGAGAACCUUCAAUGUGAAUGUCAAGGUAACCCAUCCAAACCUCCAUGUCAAAACCAAAUACUUACUCGAUGCAACUCAGCCUAUUUUCCUCAGCGCAUCCACUUUCGCCCCGUUCAUGCUAAAACAAGGACAUGGUGUCUUUAUCAACAUCACAAGUACCGGCUUCACCCGACCUCGGCCAGGAUUUGCAAUCUACAAUGCGUCAAAAGCAGCCGUCACGGGAUUUACCAGAACGCUGGCACUCGAAUAUGCACCAGUCAUCAGGUUCAAUUGCAUUGCUCCUGCGGUUGGAAAUACUUCAAUGCUGAGAAAUUCUAUUGGAACUGGUGCUGGCUCUGAUCAGAAACUACAGACUGUUAUGGACUCUAUCCCAAUGAAGAGGGUUACUGAGCCUCAAGACGUGGCGAAUGCCGCCUGGUACUUGGGUUCCGAUCAGAGCUCAUUUGUGACUGGCACAACUCUGGAAGUGGACGGAGGAAGGGGAGUAUAG
Molecule: messenger RNA, 798 nt
Organism: Penicillium cataractarum
Lineage: Eukaryota; Fungi; Ascomycota; Eurotiomycetes; Eurotiales; Aspergillaceae
Exons: 7
Coding region: 1-798 (265 amino acids)
Molecular function (GO): oxidoreductase activity
Source: RefSeq, a predicted model, not a curated record